This is a messenger RNA of Merops nubicus (carmine bee-eater), 5291 nucleotides long. RefSeq names its product poly [ADP-ribose] polymerase 14-like. The transcript has 16 exons. The annotation marks the transcript as partial. Gene Ontology annotation, cellular component: cytoplasm; nucleus. Gene Ontology annotation, biological process: negative regulation of gene expression. The record is from RefSeq and is a predicted model, not a curated record. Lineage: Eukaryota; Metazoa; Chordata; Aves; Coraciiformes; Meropidae. Gene Ontology annotation, molecular function: transcription corepressor activity; NAD+ poly-ADP-ribosyltransferase activity.
UGAGGCAACGAGUUCUUAAGAGACGGUCUCAUAAGUUGUAUAUGGGACCAAAAGAAGAAUUGAAGUUGAUUGUCACAGAGCCUGAAACAGCACUAGCUGCUAAAGAGGAGACAUUUGAAGAAAAAUUAGUUCCCACAAAGGCUCUGAAUGCCACAAGCAGCCUUCAAACAAAAGGUGAUGCAGAAGCCUUGGAGAAAGCAGAGAGUUUUGUUCCAAGUGGUGAACUCCAGGAGGAAGCUGGCUCUGUGGAGAACGUCGUGGAAACGUCUGCAAAGACCUCAUGUUCAGUGGUGUUUGAGAACAUAAAAGGUUGCAGUUUGAAGUGCUUAUGUGUGCUGUUGGAGAACAUCAGCGGCCUGGCAGUAGAUGACGACUUCACUGUGGAAGUGAUACCUGAAAUAAAUGUUGCCGUAGCUACCUUUGUCAAAAGUAUUGAUACUGAAAAAUUUCUCCAAAAAUGUUCACAAAACAAGAGAGUUAAAGAAUUCAAAAUGACUGCCAGGCUUCUUGAAUGCACCCAGAGCAUCAAGGCUGAACAUGUCCCGGCCAGCGUUUCCACAGACGACCUCUCGGUUUACUUUGAGAGCACGCAGAGUGGAGGGGGACCCGUGUCAGACAUCCAGCUCUUCCCAGAGGAGAGCUCGGCCAUCAUUACUUUCUGUCAUCACAGAGAUGUAAACUCUGUCUUGGAAAAGCAGCAUGUUCUGGAACAGACACAGAUUUCUGUGCAUCCAUAUUACCACUCCCUGAGAACAGCUCUCUAUGGAGCAGCAAGACCAACUAUCAAGGUGCCACUAGAUCCCUAUGUCUGGCAGUUUUUACAAAGGCAGCCUAAACUGAUCCAAGACAUAAACCAGGAAAUGGCAGUUUGUCAUUGUGAGCUUAAAUGGCCUCAGAGAGAUGGUGGACAUCCAGAAAUUAUGUUGUGCCCAUCAUCAUCUCUCUCCAAGCUGAGAAAGCCAAUGAUGAAGUUGAUCAAGACGUGGAAGCGAGAUGCUACUAAUGAGUUCUUGCUUAUCAUGGGACGUUACACAGCUAUAGAAUGUAAAGUAAAUUCAGAGAAUUGGGAAGAAGUGAAAAACAGAUUGGUGAAAGAUGUUGCUUUGAUCAUAAUUGAUAUUUCUGAGGACACGGUGGUGAUUGCAGGCAACAGGGCAGCAGUGGGCAAUGCAGAGAAAGACUUGAGGAAAUGCAUGGAGAAAGCCACGAAGCAAAGUGAAAGGACAAACCAGAGCAUUGAAAUUUCUGUGUCACUGAUGCCAGGGAAGUAUGCUGUUCUGCACAACACCCACCUAGAAGAGAAGCUUCACAAAGAAUAUCCGUGCUUAAGGAUCUUUUAUGACAGCACAAAAAAAACUGUUCAGUUGUGUGGCUUACCUGCAGAAGUACAUAAAGUCAAAGCUGACUUGCUGGAAAAAGUAAGGAAUAUGCCGUUCACAUCAUUUGCCAUUGAUCCCCAUGUUUUCUACUAUCUGCAGCAAGUAGAUAAUAAAACAAUGUCAGAGAUGUUAUUCACUAGGAAAAAAAUCAAUGCUUUUUAUGAGCUUGAGGGUGAUACCAUGUUGCUAUUUGGAGAUGCUCCCGAAGAUCUCUUGGAAGCAAAAAAGCAAAUAAAGACAGGCUUAGAAUAUGAGUGCAUCAAAGUGGAGGAUGGUGAGGUCAUUAAGAAGGAGCAGUGGAGGAAUCUCCUCGCCUCCUUGCGUAAGAAGUACAGUUCCUCCCAGGAAACCAUAGUCAUUGAUGAAGCUGCUGGAAAAGAAAAUGAAGUGAUUAUUGCUGGUUUUUCUAAGGCCGUAACAGAAGUUUAUCAGAAACUUAAUGAUUUUAUAGAUAGAAAUACACAUGUGGAAAAAGUAAUCCCAGCUAAGGCAGUGGUGGCAGUGCAGUUUGUAGAGAAGGAAAAAUCCAAUGUUUAUCUUGAAUUGAGGAAGAAAGGUGUGACGGUACGUUUUGAAACCAAGACACCAUGUAUUUCCCUGAGUGGGCCAAGAUCAGAGAUGCCAAAAGCAGUUGCUAUGUUUGAAAAAAUUAUCUCAUCCCUUUACUUCAAAAAUGUGACAGUUGAUAAACCGGGAGCUAAAGAGUUCUUCGCUGAGAGGAAAGAUUCUUGUGUUUUUGAGGCAAAGCAGAAAUUUAGCUGUUUGAUUAGGCUGGCAGAAGAAGAAGAAGAAGAACAACAACAGAAACAGGAGGGUGAAAAAGUCAGUGAUAAAGAGAAAAGCAAGCGCUACUGUGAGCAAAUACUGCCAGACGGAGUUGUCGUAGCAGUGUAUAAAGCUGACUUGUGCACUCAUCCUGUUGAUGUCGUGGUAAAUGCAUCCAAUGAAGACUUGAAACACAUUGAUGGCCUUGCCAAGGCACUGUCACAAGCAGCUGGUCCAGAGCUGCAGCAGGAGUGUGACAGGCUGGUGAGGAGGAACGGGAACCUGCAGCCUGGCUGUGCCGUUAUCACGGGCUCCGGGGAACUUCCCUGCAAGAAUGUCAUUCAUGCUGUCGGGCCCAGGUGGAGGAAGGAUGAAGCAGAAAAGUGCUUGCACCUGUUAAGGAGGACAGUGAAGAAAAGUCUACAACUAGCUGAAACCUACAAUCAUCAUUCUAUAGCUUUACCUGCUAUAGGUGGAGGGAUCUUUGGCUUCCCGCUGCAGGUGUGUGCAGAUUCGAUUGUAUCUUCCAUCAAGGAGACCUUGGAAGAAUCCAUGGGGGAUAGCAGCUUGAAGGAGGUUCAUCUGGUGGAUAAUGCAGAAGAAACAGUUCAGGUUCUGAGUGAGACAGUAAAAAAAGUGUUUACAGCUAAAUCAUCCUCCCCAAUACUGUCACCAAGCUUGGAGAAAUGUAAGCUGAGAGAAGGCCAGGAGAAGAGAAAAGAGCACUUAGAGAUGGUUAGAGGUGGUCCACAGGUGGUUAUGACAAAUGAAGGACUUUGCAUCCGAGUAGAGGAGAAAAAUAUUCAGGAUGCCACGACGGAUGUUAUUGUCAACAGUGUUGGCACAGAUCUGGAGUUUGGCGUGGGGGCACUUUGCAGAGCCUUGCUGGAAAAGGCUGGGCCAGAGCUCGAAGAAGAGUUUUAUGAAGAGGAACAAAGACAGUUUGCUGGUCAAGGGAGUGUGCUCUGCACCAGUGGAUGUCGUCUAGCCUGCAAGUUUGUGCUGCAUGCCAUACUUCCUGUAUGGGACAGAGGAAAAGGACAGACCCUGAAGACCCUAGAAGAUGUAAUCAAUGCCUGCUUGAAGAAGACUGAAGAAUUUGGACUGAAAUCAAUUGCUUUCCCAGCUAUUGGAACUGGAGGAUUUAGAUUUCCUAAAGCUGUUGUUUCUAAAUUAAUGUUUGAUGUGGUAUACAAGUUCAGUAGUCAUCACACUCGAAAGACUCUACAGGAAGUUCAUUUUCUUUUGAAUCCAAAAGACACGGGUAAUAUUCAGGCUUUUAGUGUUGAACUAAAACAUAGAGCAGCUGAAAGUGGCAGUGCUGAAGCACCAUCAUCAAGCUUCAUUACACCUGUUUCAACUGAAGUAUUGGGAGCUCAUGAAAUGCAGAUUGGUUCUGUUACACUACAAGUAAUUAGUGGAGAUAUUACCAAGGAAGAUACAGAGGUUAUUGUAAACAUAUCAAACCCAACAUUUGAUUCCAGAUCAGGGGUCUUCAGAGCAAUUGUGGAUGCUGCUGGUUCCAAUGUAGAAGAUGAAUGUGCUCAAUAUGCUGAGCAGUCUCAAAGUGGCUUUAUUACUACCCAAGGUGGAAAACUGUUGUGCAGUAAAAUCAUCCACUUGAUUCACAACAGCAACGUGAAGAGUCAGGUCUCCAAAGUGCUUAAUGAGUGUGAGCUAAGGAGGUACAAAUCCGUUGCCUUCCCGGCCAUUGGAACAGGCAACGCAAGACAGAGUCCAGCAAAGGUAGCUGAUGACAUGUUGGAUGCUAUAGUGGAAUUUGCAAGCAAAAGAUCAGUACAGCAUUUGAAAAAAAUUAAAAUUGUCAUCUUCCAGACUUAUAUGCUUAAAGAUUUUUAUGAAAGCAUGAAGAAAAGAGAAGAUACAGAUUUAUCCCCAGCAGAGUCGUGGAUGUCUAUGUGUAAAUCAUUUUUUGGGGGAAAAAAACAACCCACUGAGAAGAAAAAACCCAUGUCUUUAGAGAAGAAAGUUAACUUAGCCACAUUUCAAAUUUGUGGAGAAAGCCAAAAAAAUGUGGAUGCAACUGAGUCCUGGAUAAACAAUUUAAUUUUAAAGGAACAGUUUGAAAACAGUAUUUCAGAUGAGUUAAUUGAAAAUUUUGAUGAGAGUCAAAUUGAUGCUUUGGCAGAUCUCCAGAGAAGAAAGCAUGUUACCAUUCAGCUUGAAAAUAAACUUUCCCCUCCUUGCAUUAAAAUUUCUGGUGUUAGCAGGGAUGUCUGUUUUGUUUCUGUGGAAGUUCAAAAAAUGAUUCAAAAAAUAAAAGAUACUGAAGAAGAACAAUCCAAGGCGGAACUGGUUUAUAACCUGGUAGAAUGGAGGUAUCCAGUAAGCACUGACAGCUUCGUUGCUUUUGAUAAACUGACAAAUAUGCAGCUGGAGGAUGCCAAAAUAGCCAGAAAACCACAUCUUACUGUCAAAAUUAACAAGAACAACUACAAGGUGGAUCUGAAUACUCUACAAGCUAUUGAUGACCAAGGAAAAACCAUGAAACUUCAACGUGUGCCAAAGAAUGAAGACAGGCAGGCGGUGGAGCUCCCCGCGCAGUGGGACGACAUGCAGCAGGAGCGGGUCCGGCUGGUGUAUCUUGGGCCCUGGCAUCGGGAGUACCUGGACGUUUGGCUUCGGUUUCAGAAAACUUGUCCCGGCUUUCUCGUAGAGAAGAUUGAAAGAAUACAAAAUCCCUUCCUCUGGCAGACGUAUCAGAUUAAAAAAAGAUCUCUCUGUACAAAGAACAAAAAUAAAAAUAAUGAGAAGUUGCUAUUUCAUGGGACAGCUCCAUCUUCACUGAGCACAAUCAACUACAAUGGAUUUAAUCGUGGGUUUGCUGGAAAGAAUGCUGCAGCCAUUGGAAACGGGACCUACUUUGCUGUUGAUGCAAGUUAUUCUGCUCAUGAUACUUAUUCCAGGCCGGAUCCGAAUGGGAGAAAAUACAUCUACUUGGCUCGGGUCCUCACGGGGCAGUACUGUGCUGGGAGCAAAGGACUAGUCACUCCACCACCAAAAAACAAGGCAGACCCUACUGACCUUUACGACAGUGUGGUUGAUGAUGUGCAGAACCCAAAGAUGUUUGUCAUAUUCAGUGACAUCCAGGCAUAUCCCCAAUACCUCAUUACUUUCAGAAAAUAG